Molecule: messenger RNA, 4117 nt
Organism: Chlamydomonas reinhardtii
Lineage: Eukaryota; Viridiplantae; Chlorophyta; Chlorophyceae; Chlamydomonadales; Chlamydomonadaceae
Exons: 10
Coding region: 305-2908 (867 amino acids)
Biological process (GO): regulation of transcription by RNA polymerase II
Cellular component (GO): nucleus; aryl hydrocarbon receptor complex
Molecular function (GO): transcription cis-regulatory region binding; nuclear receptor activity
Source: RefSeq, a predicted model, not a curated record
UUUCUUCGCUUGCGUACCGCUGUUCGGGGCAGUUUCGAUGCCCAGCGUAAUCCCUCAGCGCAUGUGCUUGCAGGCCCUUUCUUUGCCCGCGCAACCCUUGCCAUGAACUUCUGUACUUCCACAACAGGCGCAGCAUAGCCUGUUUAUCAGGUUCAAGCCAGUUGUGAACGCUUUUUAUUACAAACGGCCAAUUCUGUGCCUCACAAUCGCGCGUUAGGCACUCUGGAGACGCCUCAUCUGGUCCUUAGUUGCUGAUAAUACUCUUAGGACAGCCUUGAGCGCCCAGGCGUGAGCGCGUUGGGCCAUGGAGCUCCCAGGCGCGGGAAGCCUGGACAACCUGACCGACUUUGAUGGCCUCCUUGACUCAUACCUGGGCAUUAAUUCCUCAACAUUAAGCCACGGCGACCCCAAUGCGGGAGUAGCCGGGGUUGGGCAGCAUCGCUUUGGCGCUGCACAACCCCAGAUGCAACAGGCGCCUACCGGAAAUGCCGGGCUCAUGAUGCCUAAUGCACGUAUGCAAGCUCCCGACGGCAUGAUGGCGGCGCAGGGUAUGGUCAACCCGGGCAUGCAGGGCAUGGCCGGGAUGCAGGGCAUGCAGCCCGCGCAGCCGGUCAAUUCGAUGGGCAUGAUGGGCAUGCAGGGCGCCGGCGGCAUGCCCGGAAUGUCCAACGGCGUAAUGUCCACCAUGGGUAUGGCGGGGCUGGGCGCGCCCGGCGGCAUGCACCCGGGCGCUGGCGGCAUGCCCGGUGUCGGCACGAUGGGCGCGGGGAUGGGCCCCGGCGGCAUGCCCGGGAUGCCUGGCGCCAUGGCUGGCAUGGGCAUGGGCAUGGGAAUGCCCGGCAUGGGCGCAAUGCCCGGCAUGCCAGGCAUGACCGGGAUGGAGUCGUUGAUGGGCAUGCAGCAGGCCAACGCCGCGGCCAGCAUGAUGGCGCAGCGCAACUCCAUCACCACCAUGACACCCGGCUACGGCCUCGCCGGCGCGCUGCCGGCAGCCACCCUGGCGCAGCAGCUCAACGCGCGCGGGAUGGCGGCAAUGCCGGGUGCGGCGGCGCCCGCGCCCGCCAUGCCAACAACGACCGCCGCCGGAGGCGGCGGCGGCGGAGCCGGCGCCGGCAAGUCGGGCGGCCGGUCGCGCGGCCGCUCCGCGGGCCGCAACGCGCGGCGGAGCGAGCCCGACCCAGCUGGCAGCAGCGACGGCGAGCUGGACAGCAACAGUGACAGCGCCACUAGCGACGAGGAGGCGGCGCAGAAGACCACCAAGAAGAAGCGCGAGGGCGGCGGCGGCGGCGACGACGCGGAGCGGCGGCACGCGGCGCUGCAGGAGAAGAACCGCAAGGCGCAGCGGCGCUUCCGUGAGCGCCAGAAGACCAAGCUGCUGGAGCUGCACAAGCAGAUUGAGGAGCUGACCGGCAAGGUGUCCAACCUGCAGACCGAGAACGCGGCGCUGCACAGCCGCACCUCCAUUCUGGAGAAGGUCCUGGACAUGCGCAACGAGCAGAUCCAGGUCAUGCAGGAGAACAAGGAGGUCAGCGAGGCCGAGCUGGCGGGGCUGGGGCCGGGGCAGGCGCUGGUGCCGCUGACGCCCGAGGCCAUCAAGGAGAUGUCCAGCGAGGACAUCUACCGCGUGUACCAGACCUACGUCAAGGAGCUGUCCGUCAGGCUCACGGCCAUCGCCAGUCGCAAGCCGGCGGCCGAGAGCGCGAGCGCGGGCGGGGACGCCUCCGGCGCGGACGGCACCGCCGCCGCCGCGGCUGCCGCUGUGGCGGCCACGGGCGAGGGCAGCGAGCUGUCGGUGGCGGACGCGGCGGCCAUGUCGGACCUGGAGCGGGUGGUGCGCGAGCUGAGCGUGAUGCUGAUGCGCCUGGGCGUGGCUCGGCCGCUGGAGGCGCGCAAGUUCAUCGUGUUCAGCCGCCAGUACCUGGGCAACACCGAGCGAGAGGUCAUCGAGCUGUGGAAGAGCGUCAUGAAGCACAUCGAGCUGACACCGGAGCAGAUGCGCGAGAUCGUGGAGCUCAAGCGCAUGUUCCUCACCAAGAUCGAGCCCAUCAUGGAGGAGCGCAAGCACCUCAACAUCUCCAUCCAGACCAACCUGCCGCACGACACCUACCACACCAAAUCCUCCAUCUCCUACAUCAAGGCUCACGAGGCGGUGUCGAAGCUGCGCGACAACCUGCGCAGCGAGCAGCACGUGGUGCUGGAGUUCGCCAUCGCCGUGUUCCGGGGCGUGUUCAGGCCGCAGCAGAUGGCCACGCUGCUGGUGCGCUGCUACCCCGCUGUGCCUGACGCGCUGGGCAUUGCCAGCGCCCUGGCGGCGGAGCUGGGCGAGCCCGACUCGCCCGCCACACAGCAGCUGGCAAUGCAGCUGGGAGGAUACGCCGUGCCUGGCGCCCAGCCGUCGACGUCGGGCUCCGCCGGCGCCCCGCCGCUGGGCUCCAUCCACCCCAGCCUGGUGCCCGCGAUGGAGGCGGCGUCCGGCGGGGCCAUGGGCGCGCAGCUGCUGCUGCAGCAGCAGGCGGCGGCACACCAGCUGCUGCAGCAGCAGCAGCUGCCGCAGCCAGCCAUGAUGGCCCAGCCCCAGCAGCCGGGGCAGGCGCAGGCGAUGGGCAUGGGCAUGGGAUUGGGGAUGGGCAUGCCGCCGCCGCAGCAGCAGCAGCAGAUGCAGCAGAUGCAGCCGGGGCAGCAGCAGAUGGAUGCGGCGCAGAUGGCGGCCAUGCAGCAGCAGUACAUGCAGCAGUACAUGCAGCAGCAGCAGCAGCAGCAGAUGCAGAUGGGCCAGGCGGGGCAGCAGCAGCCGCAGCAGCAGCAAAUGCAGAUGGGCCAGGCGGGGCAGCCGCAGCAGCAGCAGGCGGGCAUGUUCGCGCAGGGCUCGGGCGGAAUGCCGGGAAUGCCCGGCGCGUAUGGGCAGUAGUGCGCCUGCCGCCCGGCGUGUGUCUACAGCUACACCGGCUCGCGUUCACUUCUUCUGCAUGCAUGAGAGCUGCUGCAUGGGUGGUGUGUUUGUGUGCGAGUGGGGUAGCUGUUGCCAGGGGCAAAAGCGCGGUGGUGUGUGGUCCGGCACCCAGAUUGUUGGUGUUACGUAUGCCGCGUACCGCAAUCAGCGACUACGCGCUGCUGCUGUACACACAUGGCAAGGUAGCGCCGAACGCAUGGCUGGCUUGGAAGUCAGGAUUUGUCACAGUGCAGGAGACGCUUAGGAUUUGCCGCUAGGUGCGUUACUGCCGCUUUCGGCAUGACGGGUUUCGGUGGGGCAGUGAUUGUUUGUGCGGGCGGAGUGGGUAGAAGUCGGCAAUUUCUCGCAGUCAACCCGAGUAUGGGCGGUUUCCUCGUCGUCGCAUUGGGUACGAGAUUUGGGGCGCAGGCAGGACAAGGCUGAGCCAGGACCCGGCAUCGAUGGGUUUGCCCAGCUUGCGAACCAGUUUUGCUGGAUGCCGUGAGGCAGCGUGUACGUGUUGACACGCAAGCGCGGACCCCACCGCCUUGUGACGUGGUCCACGACGCGCAAGGCCCGUCCUCCAAAUCGAUGCACUGCAUGAACUGCACCAACACAGCUCUUCAGGGCUGGUGGCAAAGAGGAUCGGAAGUCAAACCUUGUGGUUGUUCAUUGUGCUUCUCGUGAGCGAUCUACUACCGAUAUGCCGCGUUUGAGCCUGAUUUUGCGAGAGGAGGAACACAUUUGUCGCCGAGACACGGUGAUGACCAGCUAUGUUUGCAUAGCUGUGGGAUCUUGGAAGUGGCCAUCAUGGCGCAAGGUUGACGGCCGGUGGAAUAAUGGUGGCGAUGUGAUGAAGCCAUUGCGCUUGCGUCUGUUGAUGUAGGUAUUUCACGGAUGGGUAAGCGUGGACCCGACUAGAAUGCGAGCCCGAUCAGGGUACGACAUUACUGCUUACAUUCGUGCAGGGGGUGAGGAGAUGCCCAGUAUGUUUAGUAAGCGCGGGGACGGGUUGUGGCGUACCGGGGCUAGCGGUUGGAUCUAAACUUGAAAGGCCACUGAUUUAACGGGCAACCGAGGCGCUGAGCUGGCGCGAACCACAUAAUAACAUUGACCAGUUGAGGAGUGGGCAGCGGCAAACUCUGCUGGGGCUUCUCGCAUUGGCGCAGUAUGUAAGUCCAAACCCGC